GGAAACCUCCCGCGGCCCGGAGCGGAGCAAUGGCCGGCAGCGGGAGCGCCUGCAAGAGGCCCGCUGAGGCCGGCGGCGCCGCGGAGGGGCUGGGGGUGGCUCGGAAGAGGAGCAGGACGGAGCGGGGCGGCCGGCACAAGGCGAAGGAAAAGUCAUCUCGCUUGUCUGCAGCUUUAUUUGGUGAGGACUGUGAAGUCAGCCAUGACCAGGUUUAUGAGUUGUUAAAGUAUGCAGCUUUGGGAAAAUGCCACAAUGCCACGCAGCCCAGCUGGUGCCAUAUUUAUCACCAAAGCCACCUGGCUGGGGUUGUGGUUAUUGUUCUACAUGAGAUGAGCCAACUCCAUUUCUACAAAUUCUAUUUACAGUUCAAACACCUCAGAAAAGUGUUCCAGCAUAGAUUCACAUUACCACCUUCUUCAGCUAGCUUCCUAGCCAACCUGUAUGGAGAAGGAGCAAACGUGAAACCUCAAAACAAUGCACAAGGCUUGAUUUCCACUAGCAGUGGAUGUAUUCCUAAAAACUCAGACUUGCAAUGUGAUCCCAUCAUCCAGAAAUACGGAGAAUCAAAACAAGGCCUUACUAGAUACAUUCUAACUUCAGAAGAGCUGAAGAAAAAUGAUUAUCCCAUGAAAGGCUCCCCUGGCUGUAAGGGUUAUGUGCAUACAGAGUGUGAUCAGCAGAGGACAGACAGCAGCCCCCUCUUUGGUCUGGAUUGUGAAAUGUGCCUGACUGCAAGGGGGAAUGAAGUCACUCGUGUCUCUUUGGUGGAUGCACAGGGUCAAUGCCUCUUGAAUGAACUAGUCAAACCUGAAAGCACAAUAGUGAACUACCGCACCAGAUUCUCGGGAAUCACAAGGAAAAUGCUGCUUCCAGUGAAAACAAGAUUGCCAGACGUACAAAGCAGAUUAAAAAAAAUACUUCCGCAUGAUGCAGUAUUGGUGGGUCAUUCUCUAAAUGCUGAUCUCCAGGCUUUGCAAAUGAUCCACCCUAGUGUUAUUGAUACUUCAUUGCUUUUUGCCAGAAAUGAAGGUCGAAGAUUUAAGCUAAAAUUUCUAGCCAAAGCUGUUUUAGGGAAGGAGAUCCAGUGUGACCAGAAGCUUGGUCAUGAUCCUGCAGAAGAUGCAAGAGCUGCAUUGGAAUUGGCUCAAUUCUUUAUUGAGCAAGGACCAGCAAAGGUAGCAGAACUAAAUUUGGAAAUGCUGCUGACAGCUGAAAGACUGACUGAGGUCUCUCAGAACAAAUCUGCGUUACAGCCACAAGGAUGUAGAGUCCAGAAGCAGUCGAAUGAUCCUCCGCAUCUAUCCAAACCAUGUUUUUUAGACUGCUUGCAGGUGACCGGCCAAAAACCCCUCCUUUUGGGCAGACAGGAAGCGGACUCUUCUGGCCUGUGUCAGAGUAACCUGAGCACUUCAAACAAACAGAUUCUUCAGAGAGCCUUAGAAGAUGUUCCCCUCUCCACAUUCAGUAUCAUUCAGUUCAGUUUGGGUCCAGAGUACAUUGCAUCUCAUCUUCUUGCUGGAUUUUGUGAAAAGGUGAGAAGCAAGCUGACUGACAUGCUGACAAUCUAUGCAGGUCCUUUUGAAGAAAGUUUUUGCCUGAAGGCUGUGAAAAAAGAAUUUGGGAGGUGUGGGCCAAUCCAGUCUCUGAUAGUGGUAACGGAAACAUACCAGCCCUACGUCUGUAUCCAAUACGAAGUGCUGGAAGCUGCUCAGCUUGCCGUGGAAAGCCUAGAUGGAGCUGAGGUAGCAGGAUCCUGCAUUAAGGUUCAGAGACCCAUCUCUGCUGCAACGCUGGACUGUGAUGUUCUGAUACAGGAACUAGAACUGGAUAUAGAAAAUCAAGGUGUGAUUUAUGUGGCGGGUCUAAAGAAGUCAUUAACAGAGACAGACUUACAAGAAGAAUUCAGCCAGUUGGAAGCCCUGGAAACUCUGUUCCUGCCAAAGGAUCUCCAGAGUGGAAGGCACAGGAACUGCUGUUUCCUCAGAGCAGAAUCUAAGGAAAAAGGUGAAGAAGUUGGACCAGAUUAUAAAAAAGCUUUAUAGAAGUCUGCAGAAGAAUACCUUGUGCGUUGUUCUCUUUCCUGGAACAAACAGGUAACUUGCCCCCUGUUUUGCUAGGCAUCCUCUCCUCUCCCUCACUACAGCAUCCUUGCAGGAAAGACAUUUAAGGAGGGAGAGAAACACACUUCAGAAGUUCUACUAUUUGUUGGUAGUGUUUUAUAUAUGGUGAAGUUAUUUUGUUAACCAAAGAAAAUCAUACCCCUCCCUCUUCCUUCCCCCGCACCAUCUACCAGUUGUCCUGUGGUACCCUGCCUUACAUGCUUCAUCCUUAGUAUGGAUCAGGGAUCCAGGUUCACUCUAUGAUACUGUCAGGGACAUGAAAGCAUGAUUUGGAAAAAAUAAAAACAACAAAAAACCUGCCAUGCUUUCAUAAGAAAGAGCAAGUUGUUGUGUUGGGCCUCAGGGGUAAUAGCAAGGAUGCUUCCACAUGGGGUAGGCUCCCUUUAUUUCCCAAGGACCUGAAGUGCCAUGGAUAGCCAUUCCUUGUUUAAUUACUAACAAGAAAAUUGAAUCUUUCCCAGGCAAGGCCUUAGUUACUGAAUACAUUCUUAUUUCAGCAGUCUUCUCUCAGUUUGCUCAGCGUUGCUCUUUAGCCAGCCAGACAAGGGUCAUGUCUAACCCUGCCUUUCUGAAGUUCAUCUUCAACACAAGGGGCACCAGGCCUUUGGGGAGACAUGAGCCAGGCCCUGCUACAGAAGCAGGAAGCCAGAGCAGCAGCUCUUUUGUCAGGCUACGCAGCCAGGCCCAGCUCCCCGCUCUUACCUGCAAAGCUUCCCGAGGGCUUCCUGAGGAGAGGACGCCUGAUACUGUAUUAUCUUCGUGACCACUGUCCCUGCAGGGGAGAGGCAUCCCAAGCCCAGAGGCUGUUUAGGCUCAGUGCCUGUGACAAACCCUUUCAGCAAGGGUACAUGCCAAAGGCUGCUCUUGGCAUGGCCUGCUCUAACUGGGCACUUGUUGGUAACUUUAUUUUUUUUCCUUAAGAUCAUUUAGGUCGUUUCCCAUCACACCAAAGAAUAAUAGCAUGCAAAAUGAAACAGCACCAAUUCUUCCCUCAUUAGACAAAUGCUGAUUGCAUGUAGCCCUCUAUAACUGCUUUUUUGCAUAAGGGUGGUAUCAACUACUGCUUUAGCAUAACUCAGCCAUGUCUGGGACAGUUUGGAAAAAAGGGUUGCACCUUCCCAGGCCUGGAAGAGGUUUCUUGCCAAGUGAGGUUCCCAAAUUACUGUUUCCCAGAGGACUGAUAGUUCAGAGCAGGCUUCUUGUUUAAAAAGAAUGAUGACUCAUGGUUGGCUGGGGGAAAAAAAAAAAAACAAAGAACAACCCAACCUUGCAGUUUUUCAGUGUGCUGACACAUGGGCUUCCUGGCUCCUUACUGCUAGGCCAACUAACUUCUGGGCAUCAACGCUACCCUGAACAGAAAUAACAUCUCUUGUUUAUGUUGCAGCAUACAUGGAUUGCAGUCUGGCCUUGGUCUGAUGGGGAUAAAAGACCACGGAGGGGGCAGUGCUUGUUAAGCUGCCAAUUUUUAAAGCAAUCUUUUGUUAAAAUAUUCGUAAUUACUUUAAAUAUUAAUGUCUCUGUAAAGACCCCUUAUCAUAAGAACAAUAGGCUUUCACUAUAUCUUUUAUAAAGUCUAAAAAUAAAAGGUAUUCAAAACAUC
Messenger RNA from Cygnus olor (mute swan), 3720 nucleotides. It is a transcript of the gene REXO5, whose product is annotated as RNA exonuclease 5. Bases 30 to 2042 code for a protein of 670 amino acids. The transcript is spliced from 17 exons. Gene Ontology annotation, cellular component: nucleus. The record is from RefSeq and is a predicted model, not a curated record. Lineage: Eukaryota; Metazoa; Chordata; Aves; Anseriformes; Anatidae. Gene Ontology annotation, molecular function: exonuclease activity; RNA binding.